UUGAGGCAACCCUGUCAAUCUUGUCACCUGUCAUUUUAGCAGACACUUGUCAGUUGCACAACAUAAACAAAAUAAUUUACUUAAACAAAACUAACGAUUUCAUUUAUUUAUGCAUAAAUACUUAUAUAAUUAACAAUUCCAAAUAUACCAACAAGAAGCAAGGAAGUGAACCUUGAACUGUUGUUGAUAACAGACAGUUGUUGCACAUCAUACUCAUAUUAAUUAAAAUCGUCUUAAACAUGGCCAGUUUAUCCUUUAUCAAACGAGGUUUCUCGACCACCGCCCCCAGAAAUGUUAUUAAGAAUGUGGUGGUCAUCGGUGGGGGCCUUAUGGGCUCCGGAAUAGCACAGGUUGCUGCUCAGAGUGGCAACAAUGUUACCCUGGUGGAAGUCAACUCGGACCUCCUAAAAAAAGCCGAAUCGAGCAUCUCAGUGAACUUAAGCAGGGUGGCUAAGAAGUUGUAUAAGGACGACCCCGGUGCCGCUCAAAAGUUCACCGAUGAAGCCAAAUCCAGGAUUCAAGGUAUGACUAGUCCGGCGGAGGCAGUUAUAGAUGCCGAUCUAGUAGUGGAAGCCAUCGUGGAAAAUCUGGAUAUCAAGCAUAAAUUGUUUAAGUCUCUUGACGAGGCUGCUCCUGAAAAGACUUUAUUUGCCUCGAACACCAGCUCCUUGUCUAUUGGGGAGAUCGCUUCAGUGGUUAUAAGGAAGGACAGAUUUGGUGGACUACACUUCUUCAAUCCCGUCCCUGUAAUGAAACUAUUAGAAGUGGUCAGAAUCCCCGAGCAAAGCGAGGAAACUUACAAGGCCUUCAUCGCCUGGGGCAAGUCAAUAGGGAAAACUUGUGUCACCUGCAAAGACACCCCGGGGUUCAUCGUUAACCGGUUGCUGGUGCCUUAUAUUGCCGAGGCCAUUAGGAUGAUGGAGCGAGGGGACGCCUCACCGAAAGACAUCGACACCGCAAUGAAGUUAGGCGCAGGACACCCGAUGGGCCCCAUAGAGCUGUCGGAUUAUGUGGGCCAUGACACCACCCUUUCAAUCCUACAGGGGUGGCACAAAAAGUUCCCGGAUAAUGUGUUGUUUAAUCCCUGUGCCUCCUUGGAGCAGCUGGUGCAACAGAAGAAGUUGGGCAUGAAAACCGGAGAGGGAUAUUAUAAGUAUAACAACUUAAAGUAUUGGCUCGAGAACAAAUCGAGGGAGGUGCUGAAAAAGGACAAAUGGAGACACCACUACAAACUGUGGAGGAUCAAGCAGAAAAGAGACAGGGAUAACGCUUUACCCUUAUAAUUUGUUAAAAAUAAAAAAUUCUUUUUA
Anthonomus grandis grandis is the source of this 1310-nucleotide messenger RNA. Its product is annotated as hydroxyacyl-coenzyme A dehydrogenase, mitochondrial-like. Bases 240 to 1283 code for a protein of 347 amino acids. NCBI's taxonomy places the organism in Eukaryota, Metazoa, Arthropoda, Insecta, Coleoptera, Curculionidae. Gene Ontology annotation, biological process: fatty acid beta-oxidation. Gene Ontology annotation, cellular component: mitochondrion. The transcript is spliced from 6 exons. Gene Ontology annotation, molecular function: NAD+ binding; (3S)-3-hydroxyacyl-CoA dehydrogenase (NAD+) activity. The record is from RefSeq and is a predicted model, not a curated record.